Diachasma alloeum is the source of this 8037-nucleotide messenger RNA. RefSeq names its product insulin-like receptor (gene InR-2). Gene Ontology annotation, molecular function: insulin receptor activity; insulin receptor substrate binding; ATP binding. The record is from RefSeq and is a predicted model, not a curated record. Bases 881 to 5878 code for a protein of 1665 amino acids. Gene Ontology annotation, cellular component: axon; insulin receptor complex; membrane. The transcript has 8 exons. NCBI's taxonomy places the organism in Eukaryota, Metazoa, Arthropoda, Insecta, Hymenoptera, Braconidae. Gene Ontology annotation, biological process: protein phosphorylation; multicellular organism development; positive regulation of kinase activity.
UGCGAUUCGUGCGGGGAAUCUCUUGUGUCCGUUUGUUAUUGCCGUUUCGGAGUGUGUGAAGAGAAAUAAAAAAUAAUAAAUCGUCACUGAAUAAACCGCAAAAUUACAAUCGCUAAAUAUUUAUGAAAUUGUGGAACCAUGUGACAAGUUUUAUAACCAAACAUUGUGCUUUUAUAUUUUCACAUUUUGUUUUUCUCAUCUACUCCUUUUUGGUGAAAUAGUGGGAGUAUUUCUCUUGGGUUUUUUUUUAUUAGUGUGUCGAGUGCUAUGAUAUUUGAGUCAUCGGGGCCGAUUGAAAUCGAGGCUAGUGAAAAUUUUUCUUUCGGAGCAACGUGCGUCCAUGGCACAAGAUGCAUGGGUAUCCGGACGUCACAGCGAGUCAUUGAUCGUGGGUGGUGAAAGAUGAAAAUACCUAGUUUCUCGUUCUCACCGUGACGCAUCUCAGUGGAUUAUAUUUAAAGGUCAUAUCCCGCAAAACUCCUGAGUGAAUCUUUUAAUAGAAAUUGAUGAGAAUUUAAAAUAUGGGGUGAUAAAAAAUCAUGAAAAUUGAGACAUUCGAGAGACUCAACAAAAAUACGUAAAUAAAUUUUAAAAAACUGGUGGGCAAUGAACUUGCCGGUAGUGAACUGGCAACGAAUUGCCAGGAGUGUUAUCAAUCGUGCACCCUCAUGAUUAUUGUGCUUUGAACACGGCGCAAUAUAAAUAGUGAUAUUGAAAAAAAAUAUCCGCAAUGACGCGGUACACGCGAAUUUAUUUAAGGAUGUCGGAGACAUCUAAAGUUCGUGUAAAGUUUCGUGAUUGAAGUUUAAGUUUUAAUCUUCAUGAGUAUCAGCGAAUCAAUUGAUUAACGUAGCUAUUGAAUCGCCAGUUUCAUUGGAAAAUGGAGUCUUCCCGGGUGACCAUUGGCUGUCCAGAUUGCCUGAAUCGUCUGGUAUUGUCGACGUCCACCACCAGGUGUUCACUCUGUGAACGUCUUCAGGGUAAUAAUACCACUGAGUCUGAUGAGAUGACGUAUAAAUUACCAGAUAAUGUGGGAAUUUAUGACGAGGGUAAUAUGAGUCGUGAACGAAUGAAGUGUCAGGGUUUUGCGAGAACAGUGAGGACGCGUUCUGGAGAUUCACGUGGUGCAUCGAGUGUUGUACGAUGGCCAGGCUCCCGUGACAAUUAUUUCAGUCUUCUCAAUGUCAUCGUCGUUGUUUUGCUGAUUGCAUUUGUUAAUGUGACAGUUGCCGAAUUGAAACUACCAACCAUUGGAAAAUCAACGAAUUCCUCCAAAAAUGGUGUGUGCCAAAGCAUAGACAUAAGGAAUCACGUGGAUCAAUUUUCAAGACUAAGGGGAUGUCGUGUGGUAGAAGGUUUUGUACAAAUUCUACUUAUAGACCACGCUAAUGAAACGGCCUACAUAAAUCAAACAUUUCCGGAGUUGGUUGAGAUCACUGGAUACCUUGUGUUGUACAGAGUAAAUGGUCUGAAGAGCAUUGGUCGACUGUUUCCCAACUUGGCGGUAAUUCGUGGUAACUCCCUGUUUAUAGACUAUGCCCUCGUAGCGUUUGAGAUGAUGCAUCUGCAGGAAAUUGGCCUACAUUCACUCACCGACAUACUGCGUGGUGGAGUAAGAUUUGAGAAGAAUCCAGCGCUGUGUUACGCUGACACUAUUGACUGGAACAUGAUUCUCAAGGACAAAGACAAGGAGAUAAAAGACAUUGCGCACAUUGGAGGAAAUAAACCAAGAAAUGGCUGUCCGGUUUGCGAUAGGCACUGUCCAGCCCGACAGACGAAUAAAGACGAGACACUCUGUUGGAACAGACAACACUGCCAGAAAGUUUGCGAUAAAGCUUGUGGAGACCGUACCUGCGCCGCUCACGAUCCCUCAAUCUGCUGUCACCCCUCAUGCCUGGGUGGUUGUAACGGUGGUUCAUCCGCUGAGAAUUGCACAGUGUGCAAGGACGUGUUUGUAAACGGCAGCUGCAACCAAAAUUGUCCAGCAGGCACCUACAAGUUCAUGAAACGUCGUUGCAUCGAGGAGAGCGAGUGUCGAAAGAUGAAGAAGCCACGUGAGGCAUACAACAACAUAAAAGACUACCCCUACAAGCCCUUCAACAACACCUGCCUCAUAGACUGUCCUCCUGGCUUCAUGGAGGAGGAGCGUGACGGUAGGCAAACGUGCAAGAAGUGCGAUGGCCUCUGUCUGAAGGAAUGCUCAGGUGCAAAUGUAGACAGUAUUGCCUCAGCUCAGAAGCUCAGUGGAUGUACCCACAUUAAAGGCAGCUUGGAGAUUCAAAUACGUGGGGGAAAGAACAUAGUGAAAGAGCUGGAGGAGAGCCUCAGUAUGAUUGAGGAAAUUGACGGUUACCUGAAGAUAGUCCGAAGCUUCCCCCUGAUAUCCCUCAACUUCCUGAAAAAUUUGCGCAGCAUAAAGGGCCAAUACUUGGAUAAUGGAAAGUACACGUUAGCCGUGCUGGACAAUCAAAAUUUGCAGGAGCUCUGGAACUGGGAGACUCAUCCAGGAAUAAAAAUCGGCCCUGGUGAUGAUAACGCCAAGGUGUUCUUCCAUUUCAACCCGAAGCUUUGCUUCCAAAAGAUCGAGGCGCUGCGUCAAAAAGCCGGUCUCAAGGAAUUCACGGAUUUGGAAGUGGCCCCCAACAGCAAUGGCGAUAAAGUUGCGUGUAAUGUAACCGAGUUGAAGACAUUUGUGGCUAAGAGAACGUCAGAGGCAGCUUUGAUAAACUGGGAGCCCUUUCAACAUCAUGAUCCCCGAUCACUCCUUGGCUACGUUGUUUACUUCAUCGAAGCACCCUAUCAGAAUGUCACCAUGUAUGACGGCAGGGACGCAUGUGGUGGCGAUCGUUGGCGUGUUGAUGAUGUAGCUGCCACAGAUGCCACUGUAGCCUUAUUAACACACAUACUCACACAAUUGAAACCGUACACUCAGUACGCUUACUACGUGAAAACGUAUACCAUUGCUACUGAGCGCUCUGGAGCCCAGAGCAAGCUCACGUACUUCACGACACUGCCAAGUCCCCCGGAUCCCCCUCGUGUCCUUCUGACGUGGAGCAACUCCAGCAGUGAAUUGAUCAUUCACUGGACCGAGCCGACAAAUUCAAAUGGCAAUCUAACGCAUUAUCGUAUCGUCGGCAAGUGGGAGCCGGAUGAUCCGACAUUUCUUGCACAGAGAAAUUACUGCAAGGAACCUAUGCAUUUACCUGAGAAGAGAACAGAAGCGGAACGAGUUGAGGAGGAGCGUAAGCGCGCUGAGACCGAGCGUGAGCUCACAAAACUCCCGGAGCAGGCAGUGUGUGACUGUGCUGAUCGAGAGUCUGAUCAACUGAUGAGGGAGAAGGAGGUGUCGAGUUCCAUUGCCUUCGAGGAUGCCCUGCACAAUCGAGUGUACGUCAAGAGGAUUAAUAAUCGAAGAAAGAGGAAUACUAAUGGCUUCUCGAGUAUUGGGAACCCUGAGGAUUCCAUCUACGAUGAAUUUUUCGGCGUUGUUGUUGAUGGCUCGAACGUCAAGACUGAUUUUAGUGAUGGAUUGGUCAGUACUGUGCGCAAACGUGCAGCUGAACCUCCGGGUAACCAACAACCAGCGCCUGACAAAUUUCUCAAUGGUGGAAUUAUCUCGUUUGAGCGCCGUGUGCCCAGCGACAACAAGUCCUUCGUCAUGAGAAAUUUACGAAAUUUCGCUGCUUACAAUAUCGAGAUUCAGGCGUGUCGUCAGCAAGUGGCUAAUGAAACUGAUCUCUGCUCGACUAAAACAAUGCGAACAUAUCGUACACUUCAGCUCGAGGGGGCUGAUGAUAUACCAGCGGGCUCAUUCAAAUACCAACUAAUAGGUGGUAACAAUAGCCAGCAAAUGGUGAAACUCGAGUGGGACGAGCCGAAACAGCCGAAUGGUAUCAUUGUUACUUAUCACAUUGAGUACAAACGCAUUGAUAUUCAGAAUUUUCAGGCAACACCGAUCUGCAUAACUCAGCGUGACUUUGCCGCUGCUGGCAAGUCUUAUGUACUGAAGGAUCUUGCGAGUGGUAAUUAUUCGGUGAAGGUGAGGGCCACCAGUCUUGCCGGGGCUGGUGCUGACUCUGAGACACAGUACUUUUAUGUGGCUGAGUACAAUCCCAAUGGAACUCUUGGGACUAUCCUUUGGUGUGUGUUCGCCAUAAUUGUCGUUGUGUUCUUCAGUUCCGUGUGGCUAUGCAAGCGAAAACUCAUGCGCAAUAUGCCCAGUAGGCUCAUUGCCACUGUCAAUCCUGAAUAUGUUAGCACAGUUUAUGUGCCGGACGAGUGGGAAAUGCCGAGGAAGAAAAUUCGAUUGUUGAGGGAACUUGGUAAUGGCUCGUUUGGAAUGGUUUACGAGGGCCUUGCCAAGGAUGUUGUCAAGGGUAGACCAGAAGUAAAGUGUGCUGUUAAAACAGUCAAUGAGAAUGCCACUGAUCGGGAGAGAAUUGAAUUUCUCAAUGAGGCGUCUGUUAUGAAGGCCUUCAACACUCAUCAUGUUGUUAGGCUACUUGGUGUUGUGUCACGUGGUCAGCCUACUCUCGUUGUUAUGGAAUUGAUGGUGAAUGGGGAUUUAAAGACUUAUUUGAGGAGUCAUAGGCCGGAUCAGUGUGACAGUAUGACUCAUUUGUCGAGGCAGCCACCUACGUUGAAGCGGAUAUUGAGAAUGGCUACUGAGAUUGCCGAUGGAAUGGCUUAUCUGUCUGCGAAGAAGUUUGUUCAUCGAGAUUUGGCAGCACGUAAUUGCAUGGUUGCUGAGGAUUUGACGGUGAAAAUUGGAGAUUUUGGGAUGACUAGGGAUAUUUAUGAGACUGAUUACUAUCGGAAGGGGACCAAGGGACUACUUCCGGUUAGGUGGAUGGCACCGGAGAGUCUCAAGGAUGGUGUUUUCACGAGCUCUUCGGAUGUAUGGAGUUAUGGCGUUGUACUGUGGGAAAUGGUUACCCUCGCGUCGCAACCGUAUCAGGGUCUUUCUAAUGACCAGGUAUUGAGGUAUGUCAUUGACGGAGGGGUGAUGGAACGACCCGAGAACUGCCCGGAUUCUCUCUACAUUCAAAUGAGGCGGACUUGGAAUCAAAAAGUCAAUAAAAGGCCGACAUUCAUCGACAUUGUCACGAUGUUGCUGCAAGAGGUGGAACUUGAGGGUUUCUCGGAGGUCAGCUUUUACCACAGCCCAGAUGGAAUCGAGGCGAGAAAUCAAAAUAGUCAGAACUCCCCGGGGAUCGACAAGGAUUUCGAACUAUCUCUCCAAGAACUUCGUGAGGACGAGGUCGAAGGCGAUGAGGACUACCCCCUGCGUCGUGAUUUCGGUGAUUUUGCUAGCAUAGAGCCAACAUGUUUGAGAAACAGUGCAAAUUCGCGAUACAGCUCUGGUCCAUACGGUGAAAAUUCGAAACUAGUAACAAACUUUCGCGACUUUAAUUCCACAAAAGUACCCCUAAAAGCCGGCUUCGAUGAUUUUGACGGUGUGUCCGGUGGUUCCUUAAGCUCAAGCAAAGAUACCCUUGAUUUUCCAUUCGUCGAGGACAGCCUGAAGUCAGUUAAAACUUCACCGUCCAUUUUAAAGAACAGUUGUACCCCGCGCAACAGUGUCAGUCCGGCCUCUGGUAAAAAUUCAUUGAGCCCACAAAAUAGAAAUGCAUCGUUGAAUAGCAAUCGUGGACGAAAUAUGUUGCAAGUUAAAACUCCCGAUUAUGAAAAUCGCAGUCCUGAGGCGGUAUCGUCGAUCGAGAAUAAAGACACUGUCUCCCUGAAAAUAACAUUUCCAACGCCUGUUGAGGUCGAGGCUGAUGUAAUAUCCAACGACGAUAAAGAUAAAUCGCCAGUCGAUUAUUCGAAAAAACCAGAGAAUCUUAAUAACGGUUAUAUCGGUGGUACAACAACGUAGUCCUUGAGAAUUCUACGGAAUUCAACAUUGAGGAGUGUGAGGAGCUUUUAUACAAAUCCCCUAGAGUUUCGAAUGACAAAAUCAUUGACAUCGUAAUGUUCAUCAGUGAAAAUAAUCACCAUACGUGUGGUUAGAUUUUUAUUUAACAUCAUCCUAGACUGAAUCAUAGCUUUUCGAUAAUGAUUAACAAAUUUCGUAUACAUUUUGUGAUUUCUCCAUGAUAUGUUAUAGAAUUACCGUGAUGGUAUUUAAAAUUGUCCAUGCAAUUUCAAUUUAUCCCAGUGAAAUUAAUCACAUUUUCGUAAAUUCUAUGCAAGAAAAACAAGUUGAAAGGGCGCUAGGACUCAACCUUACGCUUAGCGGUACUAACUGAUAACUCAUCGUUUGAAAUAAAUUACGUAGGAGGCUAGCUGCUUUUUUUAAGAGAAAAAGAUAAACAUUGCGAUAAAAAGUUCAGGCUUCAGAAAUAAUAAGUGACGUAAGAUAUUACUUUUCUAAGGUCAAUAUUUCGUUCGUUAUCAAUAUCUCAUGGAAAAAUCAUUAAUAUUCAUUUGAAGCAGCCUUUACCAUGCUGAUACUAUUAUUGUUUAAUGAUCAAAACAAAUCCAAGAAUGAUAAUUUAUUAUUCAAGAAUUUAAUUGAAAACAGAAGAAAUAUGCUUUUAAUUAUUAAUAUAUGAGAGCAUACAGACUGUAUUUUUAACCCAGUGAGAGUCAAGAUUGAUUAACGGACAAAUGAAAUACUGACCCUCUCCCUCUCCCAAUUUUAAUGAUGAAUAAAUCAUUUGAAAAUCAGAAACGAACUGAGAAAAAAAUAAUAAUAUAAUGAAAGAUAGAAAAGGUGAAGAUGUACAUACGAGCAACGCAAUACAGUUGAAACUAGAUAUAAUGAGCCUCAAAUACAAGACUGAUUAGCUAAUCCCCUCCCCUCUGCCCCUCUCCCUGUAAAAUCUCAUCGUAAUCCUCUCCUUCCCAGUAAGUGAAAAGAAAAACGAAAACAAUACGAAUAGUUCCACAAUGUUUUUGUUCAUUGUUCAUGCGUUAAUGAAAAAAUGCCAUCCUUAUUUUUUUCUUCUCAUUCACUUCGCAACAUGCCCGCUUUGAGUAUAAAAAAAAACAAACAACAUAUUUUUUAGCAAAUAAUGGUAAUUAAUUCUAGUACCAGUGACCUAAUAGAAAGUACCUACAUUUAUUUUUAACGCUUUACACGUUAUUACAUCGUAAAAACCAAUACGUUGAAAAAGAAUUUAAUUAACAAAAACCAGUUGACCGAUAAAGCCGGUGAAGGAAGUGAAAAUUUGAACGAAGAAAAAACAUUUUUUUGUACAGAAUAUAAACGUAAACGUAUCAAUUGUAACAAAGUAAUGAAAAAAAAGGAAGGAAAAACUAAUAAAUAGGAAAAUGAAAAAUGUAAAUCUUUUAGUAAUUAGUCCACAAUUCAUCCUAGAAAUUUUUUUGUAGCAAGAAAAAUGAGAAAAUCAUUAGGCAGGAGGAAAGUGAAGUGGGAAAAAAGUUGAUAGUUAUUCAUAGCUUAGCUCUCUCUUGAUCGAUACAAAUCUAUUUCGAUAAUUGAGGUACUUCUCUCUGUCAUCUUAAUUUUAAUUUCUCAUCUUUGAUUCUACUUGAUGUAUCAUGAUCAUUUUGCCUGCUUCCCUUUCACAGUUGAACUCACACUCUACUGCCUCAUGUCAGUGCCAAUUCUACGAAAAUCCACACAAACGCGUUAACACUCGAAAUACAGAAGGGAAAAAAAAUUGAAAAAUUCUUAAACUGGAGAGAUAACAAUACCACUAACGAAAUGUAUUACACGUUACCCGCAUAAAAUGCAAAAACAACAGUUUUUCCAUGAAAAAUUUUAUGAACUCAGACUUUUCGGCGUCAGUCGCAUACUCAAUGUAUUAUGUAAAAUAGUUUUAAAAACCAAAAGCCUCGCUCGUAUUUUCAAGUAUUCAAUUGACUAGUAAAAAUUUCGAAAGAUAGGAGGAAAACAAAAGUUAUUGCUUAGACUAUUGAGGUAUUAAACAUAUAUCCAUACACUAAAGACGAGAAUUAUUGGAUCGAUAUCAAGAGAGCUGGACAUGUCGAAAGAGCAACGUUUGGACUUUCCUAUUCUAAAAAAAACAUACACUUAAAGUCGAUAACUAUCGAUGUCUCGAAUGU